AUGUCAAUUAUAAAUUAAGAGCUUUUAUAAAAAGUAAUUCAGCUAAUAAAUAGUUAACCUUAUCUUUAUUAAUAAUUGAAUACAUUAGAGUUAGAUAAGGGAAUAGAUCUUAUAGAUAUUUAUUCUGUUUACGGAGAUGUAGAUUAAAAUAUAUAUGAAGAACCAGGCGAAAUUUAGUUUAAUUUUGAAAUUGAAUAAGAGUAACCCUUUGAAGAAGUUAAGGAAACCAUUCCAUAAUCGAAUUUAAAAAAAUAAUUAAUCACAUUGGAUUACAUAAGAAAUUAUGAUAAAUGUGAUCCAAUCUAUAGAAUCAUAGCGGAAACUUAAGGCGAACUUGAGGUAUUUUUAGAUAGGAAUCAAGAAAUAUAUCGAUCUUUUAAAAUUUGGAAUGAUUAAUUAAAUUAUGGAGAACUCUAUUCCAAAGACCCAAAAUAUAUAGAAAAGAUUAAAUUUACUUUGAUUCUUGUAAUCAUCAAUAUUUAACUAUUAGUUAUCAGAAUGGUUGAUUGCUGUAUCUUAUAAGUCACAAGUAAAAAAGAGAAUCUUAAUAUAAACUUAAACUUAACCAAGAAUUUAAUAUAAAGCAAAUAUAUUUUUGGAAUAUAUUUAUGAAACCAAAAAAUUUAGUGAAACAAAAAAACUAAUGAAGUGA
Messenger RNA from Paramecium sonneborni, 652 nucleotides. NCBI's taxonomy places the organism in Eukaryota, Ciliophora, Oligohymenophorea, Peniculida, Parameciidae. The record is from the annotation of a GenBank genome assembly.